Molecule: messenger RNA, 687 nt
Organism: Zygosaccharomyces rouxii
Lineage: Eukaryota; Fungi; Ascomycota; Saccharomycetes; Saccharomycetales; Saccharomycetaceae
Gene: CAT5
Product: putative monooxygenase CAT5
Exons: 1
Coding region: 1-687 (228 amino acids)
Biological process (GO): ubiquinone biosynthetic process
Cellular component (GO): mitochondrial inner membrane
Molecular function (GO): 3-demethoxyubiquinol 3-hydroxylase activity
Source: RefSeq, a predicted model, not a curated record
AUGUUAAGAACUAUUAAUCCCACGACCAGGCGUUGGUUUUCAGUGCUAUCUUCAUUAAAGAACACUGCUGCCAGCGAACCUGUUAAAGAACCUGUGACAGCUAAGGCGGAACCAUUGUCAGAGGCACGGGAGGCAUAUUUGGAAAGAGCAGUCCGUGUAGAUCAAGCUGGUGAAUUAGGAGCCGAUUACAUUUAUGCAGGUCAAUAUUUUGUUUUAGCCAAUAAAUACCCUCAUUUAAAAUCUGUAUUACAGCACAUGUGGGAUCAAGAGGUUCAUCAUCAUAAUACGUUUAACCGUUGGCAAACCGAGAAUAGAGUUAGACCUUCACUAAUUACACCAUUGUGGAAAUUAGGAGCAUUUACCAUGGGGGCAGGUACCGCAGCCAUUUCAUCAGAGGCAGCCAUGGCAUGUACAGAAGCAGUGGAAACUGUUAUAGGAGGUCAUUAUAAUCAACAAUUACGUUGUCUUGCUAAUCAAUACGAUUUAAAAUGGACGGAUGGUACAAACGGUCCUACAAAAGAGAUUAAAUCGCUCACUGAAACUAUCAGACAGUUUAGAGAUGACGAAUUAGAGCAUUUGAACACAGCUAUUGAACAUGAUUCAAGAAAAGCAGUUCCCUACAUUUUGCUUACAGAGGGGAUCAAAGGGAUUUGCCGUGUAGCCAUUUGGACUGCAGAGAGAAUAUGA